Sinocyclocheilus anshuiensis is the source of this 1147-nucleotide messenger RNA. Its product is annotated as calcineurin B homologous protein 1-like. The record is from RefSeq and is a predicted model, not a curated record. NCBI's taxonomy places the organism in Eukaryota, Metazoa, Chordata, Actinopteri, Cypriniformes, Cyprinidae. The coding region runs from base 205 to 789 and encodes 194 amino acids. The transcript has 7 exons. Gene Ontology annotation, molecular function: calcium ion binding.
UGUAAUCUGUGUAAACAGAGCGUGUAUUAUUCAAGCACAAGAAAAAGCAACAGCGUAUAUGCGAACAUUCCUCUAACAUUUUCAACGGUUUUUUUGUUUUUGUUUUAAAUUUCAUGACUUCUUGGUUUUCAUUCUUUUUUGCUCCCAGGUUCUCUCUGCAUAUGGGCUAAAUGUUUGAAAGCUGUCGACACAUAACUAUAUAAAAUGGGUUCGACGAACUCCACCCUAUUAAAAAUCCCUAACGUCGAGGUGUUGAUGCAAGAGACGGGCUUCUCGCCUGCCCACAUUAUUCGCCUCCAUGAUCGCUUCAAAGCUCUGGAUAAAGAAGGACGAGGUCAUCUCUGUCCCCAGGAUUUUGGAGCCAUAAAGGAGUUGGCAAUGAACCCCAUAGGAGACAGAAUAAUAGGUGCCUUCUUCUCCCCAGGGAAGGAAAUGGUGGACUUCCACACUUUUGUGAAGAUCCUGGCUCAUUUCCGGCCCGUUGACAAGGACCGACCUAAAGAGCCCAAUUCUCCUGAACUCAUCAAUAGCAGGAGCAACAAACUCAAAUUUGCAUUUCAGUUGUAUGACCAAGACAAGGAUGGCAAGAUUUCCAGAGAUGAGCUUUUAAAGGUUCUCCGGGCCAUGCUGGGGAUGCAGGUGACAGAAGAGCAGCUGGAGAGCAUAGCAGACCGCACUAUACAGGAAGCAGAUCUAGACCGUGAUGACGCAAUAUCUUUUGAAGAGUUUCGUAAGUCUCUGGAGAAGGUCAACAUUGACCACAAGAUGAGCAUUCGCUUCUUACGCUAGACUAGAGCAUCAUGGGAAAGCUUGUACACCAACCUUAUACGCCUCUAUCUCCAAGCCUCAGAAAAUGGAAGGGAUGUCUGCAAUGCCCAGGACAGUAUGAUGGGAUCAGUGUUUGUCUGUCUAACAGGAAUUUAAUGCACUGGUAAUGUCUGCAUGAAAACUGCACAUUGACAAAUAAUAUAAAGUUUACCGAAGUAGUGUUGGGUCAGUAAGAUUUUUAUUUAGCAAAGAUGCAUUCAAAUAAUCAAAAGUGACAGCAAAGACAUUUAUAAUGUUACAAAAAGAUUUGUGUUUCAAAUGAAUUGAACCUUCUUUUCAACAAAGAAUAAUGAAAAAUGUCCAUUUCCACAAAAUAAUA